AUGAAGGGUUUCGAGGGUAACAAGAUCGACAAGGUCAUUAGCCGCACAGAAGAAAUCCUCGAAGGCAACAAUGCUGAGCAUGUCGACACGCCCAACCAGAAGAAGCAGUCGAAGAAGUCACAACGAAUCUUCGAUACUAUCCGCAAGGGCAAAGCACUGUUCGGCUUCGGAGGCAAAUCAAAGGCAAGCAACACAGCUGAAGAUGAGCAUCAAGGACUUCAACAAGAGGUUGGAAUUGUGGAGCAGCCUGGAAAUGGAGGUGGCCUAAUGGGUGGAACUAUCGCGCGCAAGCCAGUCGCAGACGGUACAUAUCAACUCGAUGGUCCUUUGAAUUCCCAUCCCGUUACAUCCCAAGAUCUGGAAGCAGCAGAAAGAGGUCGUCUUCGAGUUGAGAAUGGGGCUGGAGGAGCAGAAGCUGCAACAAUUCCCAGAAUUGAAAAUCGUGACGAUACAGUAGGUGAGCAUGUUACCACAGUGGAGGAGUUCACCGAGAGAGAAGGAUAA
Messenger RNA from Mollisia scopiformis, 504 nucleotides. RefSeq lists its product as uncharacterized. Bases 1 to 504 code for a protein of 167 amino acids. The record is from RefSeq and is a predicted model, not a curated record. NCBI's taxonomy places the organism in Eukaryota, Fungi, Ascomycota, Leotiomycetes, Helotiales, Mollisiaceae. The transcript has 2 exons.